This is a messenger RNA of Cyprinus carpio (common carp), 910 nucleotides long. RefSeq names its product gastrula zinc finger protein XlCGF49.1-like. The record is from RefSeq and is a predicted model, not a curated record. Lineage: Eukaryota; Metazoa; Chordata; Actinopteri; Cypriniformes; Cyprinidae. Gene Ontology annotation, biological process: regulation of DNA-templated transcription. The transcript has 2 exons. The coding region runs from base 1 to 444 and encodes 147 amino acids. Gene Ontology annotation, molecular function: DNA-binding transcription factor activity, RNA polymerase II-specific; RNA polymerase II cis-regulatory region sequence-specific DNA binding.
AUGAGAACUCACUCGGGAGAGAAACCUUACACUUGUCAGCAGUGUGGAAAGAGUUUUACACAGAAAAGCACCCUUCAUUUCCACAUGAGCAUUCACACUGGAGAGAAACCUUAUACAUGUGAACAGUGUGGAAAGAGUUUCCCUGCAAAACAAAACCUUAAAGUCCACAUGAGAGUUCACACUGGAGAGAAGCCUUACUCUUGCAAGUAUUGUGGGAAGAGUUUCACACAUCUAUACACCCGUAAUUACCACAUGAGAAUUCACACUGGACCGAAGCUGUUCACAUGUGAUCGUUGUGGAAAGACCCUCACAACAGAAUUUAGCCUUAAGUGUCACAAGAUCAGGCACACUGGAAAGAAACCCUUCCAAUGUGAUCAGUGUGGAAGGCGUUUCAUACGUAAGAUCAUCCAGCCCUGCCACCCACCUGAUCAGCCAGCAACCUGACUAAGCAUUGAAACAGAUGCCCCCCCGGUCCGGGACUACUCCUGAUCCUACGUCACCUGAGCGAAACGGCUGGACGACAACCUGAACUGGCAGACCGACCAUGGUCAAACCCAAGGCUACAGCCACAGAGAGCCAGCCAGGAUUAUCGGUCCUCUUGCGCACAGCCGCAUCAUCCAGUUAAAGCUGAGUAGAAGACGCCUCGCCCACAUGGAGGACCGGAGGACCGAGAGCGUGCGCAGAACUGCCAGACCAGCAAGUAACAGUGGAUGAAGAGGACAAGGAGCUACAGGAGGAAGUGGAAUGCUUCAGGAGGGCGAGAGCCGAGAGCCCACUGUUCACACUUCACCAGCCAGCAACCACAGUCAAGUCAAGUCAAGUCAUCUUUAUUUAUAUAGCGCUUUAAACAAAAAAGAUUGCGUCAAAGCAACUGAACAACAUUAAUUAGGAAAACAGUGUGUCAAUAACG